Molecule: messenger RNA, 4508 nt
Organism: Branchiostoma floridae (Florida lancelet)
Lineage: Eukaryota; Metazoa; Chordata; Leptocardii; Amphioxiformes; Branchiostomatidae
Product: patatin-like phospholipase domain-containing protein 7
Exons: 43
Coding region: 19-4389 (1456 amino acids)
Biological process (GO): phosphatidylcholine metabolic process
Cellular component (GO): endoplasmic reticulum
Molecular function (GO): phosphatidylcholine lysophospholipase A1 activity
Source: RefSeq, a predicted model, not a curated record
CUCGUCAAAACAUUCAAAAUGGCGACCGAAGAGGGUGGUCUUCCAGUCCUUUCGUCUUCAGAGUCUUUAUUUUACUUCUUUGUGGACUUACCAUGGACGAUCAUCAUCCUGUUGAGCCUGGUGGUUUGUGGGAUAGUUACUGGGUUGUUCAUGUGUCUGAAGAAAGUCAAGACAAAAGUCAUUGGCCACCCUCCCCCAGUGAAAUACCGCUUCCGUAAAAGGGACAAGAUUAUGUUUUAUGGUAGAAAAGUCAUGAGGAAGCUCUCUCCAUGGCACACCUCACAAGAAACCCCACAGGAAAGUGAUGACCCCAACGCUGUGAAGUCCAGUGUGAGUAACACUGUUGUGGUCCAAGGUUCGUCCUCGCGGACAAGGAUAAAGAAACGACAGAAGUUUGUUCAGCUAGUCAAGAAAAUCCUCCGUCUGCGUAAGGAGGGUUCCAAACCAGGUGUUCAGCUGAAGGAACCCCCACCUGCGCUGCUGGAGGCUGAUCUAACAGAGAGUGGAGAGAGCCACCUGCCUCCUGAGGUCAUGUACAUGCUCAACUCUGUCAGGGUAUUUGGUCACUUUGAGAAGCCCAUGUUUCUGGAGCUGUGCCGCCACAUGGAGACUAUGAGUAUUAACGAGGGAGACAUGCUCUUCAAAGUCGGGCAGCCAGAUGACAGCAUCUUUGUGGUGGUACAAGGCAAGCUGACUGUUUAUAUUACAGAAAAGGAUGGCACAGAAAUGCAGAUGAAGGAGGUGCUUGCAGGAGACAGUGUGCACAGUCUGCUGAGCAUUCUAGAUGUCAUCACAGGCUACCCUGCACCAUACAAAACUGUGUCAUGUAGAGCACUGGAAAAGAGCACCAUUCUCAGGCUCCCUGCUAAUGCAUUACAAACCGUAUUCAAGAAGUACCCAGAAUCUCUGGUCAGAGUAGUGCAGGUGAUAAUGCUUCGUCUGCAGCGAGUGUCUUUCAUGGCCCUGUACAACUACCUAGGCUUGAGCUCUGAGCUUGUCCGUAAGAUAGACACAUGUAGUAGGGGAUGCAGCCGCACACAGUCCCUCCACCACCACCAUCAUCAUCACCACCACCACCCCUCCCACACAAUGGGACAGCCCAAGUCUCCUAAGAAGUUAGCCAGUACCACCUCUGUAGGGAGUUCUACAGAAAAGGUCAUCAGGUCCGUCAACUUCGAGGAUGCUCCACCCUCCUGGAGUGACAGUGAGCAGGUCUCAGCAAAGACCAGUCGACCAUCUCGAGCGACAUCCCAGUCAGAUGUGCCUGUCAAGGAACGCCGCCGACGUGCCAUGAGCUUAGGAUCUGCUCUUCAGCCUGCUCUUCCUCUCACUUCAUCCAAUACAGAAGGUGCCAGGAUUUCCCGCCUUGCCAGUGUCAGGGGCAUGUCAGUGGACAGUGAGGGGAGUGGGGCAGAGUCAGGUCCCUCGGACUUUGACACCGCGUGUGACAGGGCCAGGGUUGGGCAGGGUGUUGUGGGCACCCCUCCAGUGGCCAGGAGACAUAGUUCAAGUUCUACACGAACCAGUCCAGUGUUUAAGGAUAAUCGUCUCCGCCACACCAGUCAUGAUGACAGCUUCCUCCAUAGGGCUGCAUUCUUUGACACCCAGGAGAGCACCGACUCGGCCGUCCUCUCCAAGUACCAACAGUGGACAGAGGAUGAUGAGGUCUUGGAUGCAGCAACAGAAGACUUGGCGAAAUUGUUUGGCUUGGAUGAGGAGACCCUUUUGCGAGGCAGGCUGACCCUGGAACAUUACCGGGCGGGGCAGUACCUGGUGCAUCAGGGUGACCAGGACUCCAGUCUGUUCUUCGUUGCCACGGGAACGCUGCUGGUCUGUCAGAAGACUGUGGACACGGAGGAGGAGGAGACAGUGUUGAUAGUGUCCCACUCAGGUGAGCUGGUGGGAGUGUUAGCAGCACUGACCGGAGAGCCGUCCUUCUUCAGUGUCAAGGCCAAACAUGACAGUAGGGUGGUGGCCAUCACCAAGUCUAACUUCUACAGCAUAAUGCGAGACUGUCCCCACGUAGUGCUGAACGUGGCCCACGCCUUUGUGAGCAGGAUGUCACCGUUUGUGCGACAGAUUGACUUCGCCCUGGACUGGAUGCUGAUCGAUGCAGGCAGGGCUCUGUACAGACAAGGGGACCCAUCAGACUCCACGUAUGUCGUGUUGAACGGACGUCUCCGGUCCGUGCACACCCUCGCUAACGGCAGGAAACAGCUGAUGGGAGAGUACGGCAGAGGGGAGAUCGUUGGAGUGGUUGAGACCCUGACCCAGUCUCCUCGAGCGUCCACCGUCCACGCUAUCCGAGACACGGAGCUGGCCAAAAUGCCAGCUGGGCUCCUGGACACUAUCAAGAGAAAACACCCUCAGGUUGUGACUCGCCUGAUCCACCUGCUUGGCCAGCGGAUCCUGGGCCACAUGCAGCAGAGACCACAGGCACCUCUUCUUGACAUUCCAGCCGGUAUCCUGAACCCAGCGUACCUCCCACGCCAACAGUCCUGGGACGCCCCCAGUGUGGCCUGUCACAUGGCCAAUGCCAACCUGACCACUGUGGCCUUGCUGCCUGCCUCCGAGGACGUGCCACUGACCACCUUCUCCUUGGACAUGUACCACUCCCUUACGGCCAUAGGCUCGACACUGAGACUAACCAGUGAUAUUAUCAAGACAAGACUAGGAAUUGCUGCAUUUGACAGUGUCCAGGAGUUCCGUCUGUCCAGUUGGCUUGGUCAGCAGGAGGACAUCCACAGGAUCGUGCUGUACCAGGCUGACCCCAGGAUGACUGCCUGGACACAGCGCUGUAUCCGCCAGGCUGACUGCAUCCUCAUCGUGGCGCUAGGGGACAAGGAACCGACUGUCAGUGAGCUGGAGAACCAGAUGGAUGCGAUGGCGGUGCGUGCUCAGAAGGAACUGGUGCUGCUGCACAAGGAGGACGUGGUGUCUCCCAUCGGCACGGCUGAUUGGCUGAAUGCUCGCAGCUGGAUCUCCUCCCACCACCACAUCAGCUGUCCCAAGAGGAUAUUCACCCGCAAAAACCCCAAGAAAGUGAUGGAGAUGUAUGAGAAGAUGUUUGAGAAGGAUCCUGAUCGACACUCAGACUUCGCUCGCCUGGCACGUUUCCUCACCGGUACAUCCGUGGCCUUGGUGCUGGGCGGAGGGGGAGCAAGAGGUGCAGCUCACAUAGGAGUGAUGCGAAUUCUGCAGGAACAGGGCAUCCCUGUAGACAUCAUCGGUGGUACCAGUAUUGGGGCCUUGAUGGGAGCACUGUGGGCAGAGGAGAGGAACUGGCGUGCUGUCGCAGAUCGGGCCAGAAGCUUCUUCUCUAACAUGACCUCCCUCUGGAAGAAGCUUGUUGACCUGACAUACCCUGUCACCUCCAUGUUUUCUGGAUACAAUUUCAACAGGGAUAUUGAAGAGGCCUUGGUGGACAAACAAAUUGAGGACCUGUGGAUCCCUUACUUUAACAUCACUACAGACGUCUCAGCCUCCAAGAUGAGAAUCCACACAGAUGGUUCCUUGUGGCGCUAUGUUCGGGCCAGCAUGUCCCUAUCGGGGUACCUCCCCCCACUUUGCGAUCCCAAAGAUGGCCAUUUGUUACUGGAUGGGGGUUACGUCAACAACCUACCAGCCGAUGUCGCUAAGUCCAUGGGUGCCAACUUCGUCAUAGCUGUGGAUGUCGGUUCGCAGGACGAUCGGAACCUGACACAUUACGGAGACUACCUGUCCGGCUGGUGGGUCCUGUACAAGAAAUGGAACCCCUUCACAGAGAAGAUCAGGGUGCUGGACAUGAGUGAGAUCCAGCAGCGCCUGGCCUACGUGUCCUGUAUGAAGCAGAUGGAGGAAGUCAAGUGUUGUGACUAUGUGGAGUAUGUCAGACCACCCAUUGACAGGUACAAGACGUUACAGUUUGGUUCCUUUGAUGAGAUCAUGGAGGUGGGGUAUGCCCAUGCCGUGCCCAUCUUUACUGACUGGCGGCGUGCAGACGAGGUGUUCGGGGUGCGGCCACCUGUGGAGGAGCAGGCCAGGCAUCCACUGACUGGGAUCCAGUCCAAUGCUUACUUCACUGACCUGGCUGAGCUGGUGUCCAGGAUUCCCCAGCAGAUCUCACAGAGGGAGGCAACCAUAUCAGAUGAUGAGUAUUCCUCUGAGUAUGAGGAUGAGGAGGAUGCAGACAGUGGUCUGGUGGUCUCCACGUCUGUACCAAACCUGGCAGAGGCUUCGGAUGAACCAAAGAAGAGAGAGGCCAUCUCUGAGGGCGGUACUCCUACAGAUGAGGGCAACUUUUCGUUCCUCUCUUGCCAACAGAACAACCUGGGAACUCUGGAGACAGAACUCCGACAGAGGCACAGCCAUGCAGAGCUGAGGGAGAGUGCAGAGGAGGAGGAGACCUGAACAGGAAGUGAUGUCAUCAUCACCAUGACAACAGGGAUGCCUCCCAACUUGCCAUAUAAGGGUUUUCAAGAGUGUGUGCAGGUGUGGUAGGUGAUCAUAAAAUGUUUAUGAUAGAAAAA